CUUCAUUCGCCGCGCGACGUUCUCAGCAGUUCGAUUCGGCCGGCGAGCUCCCAAAUAAGUACCAACCAUAUAAACUGACACCUGACGCGAGGCACCGGAGCCAUAACAAAAGCCGCCGAAAUGGCCUUCAUGCCGUGCUUCUAUGUGCCUAAGCGGAUCAACCUGGCGAUCAUGCUCUUCAUGGCCUGUCUUCUCAGCUACAUGAUGCGGGUGAAUCUCUCGAUCAACAUCAUCGCCAUGGUAGAGGAUACAAGCAGCCACGAGAAUGGAACGGAAGUGGAGGUCCUGCCCAAUUAUGGACCACGUUAUAACUGGACCCAAUCGGAUCAGGCCCUUCUUUUGGGUGCCUAUUUCUAUGGCUAUAUGAUAACCUCUUUGCCAGCCGGAACCUUGGCUGAAAUGCUUGGAGCUCGAAAUGUAGCCGGUUAUAGUUGCCUGGUGGCCGGAAUCCUUACGGCUCUGACUCCGGCGGCAGCCGCCUGGGACAAAUAUGCGGUGUUCGCCGUUCGUUUCAUGAUUGGUUUUCUCAAUGGCGUGGUGUAUCCAUGUUGCCACAGUCUUGUGUCCAAGUGGUCACCUCCAGAUGAAAAGGGAAAGUUUGUGGCCUCUUUGAUGGGAGGAACUUUUGGCACGGUCAUUACUUGGCCAAUCAGUGGAGUGAUCAUCGAGAAUCUAGGCUGGGAUUGGGCCUUCUACAUUGUGGGCAUAUUUGUGUUGGUUGUGGUGGCCAUUUGGUUCUACUUGGUGGCCGAUACUCCCGCUCAGCAUAGCACAAUCAGCCUGAAGGAGCGGGAAUACAUUGAGAACAGUUUGGGAAGCACUCUGAGCAACAAGAAGAAGUGGCCUCCAUACAAGGAGCUGAUCCUGUCCCUUCCCUUCUGGUCGCUGAUGAUGCUCCACUACGGCAGCAUGUGGGGCUUGUUCUUCUUGAUCACCGCCACGCCCAAGUUCUUGAGCGAGGUCCUGGGCUUCAAUCUCUCCUCUGCCGGUUUCCUGUCCAGUCUGCCUCAUGUGGCACGUCUGCUGUGUGCCUUUGGAUUUGGCGCAGUGGCGGAUUGGAUUCGCCGACGCGGUUGGUUGUCCGUAACACGCAUGCGAAAGGCCUUCUGUCUGCCCUCUCACAUCUUGCCUGGUGUUAUGCUGAUUAUCCUGGCCUACUUUGGUCGCGAUCCGUACGUUUGUGUGGCCAUUAUGACCAUUUCUCUGGGUUUCAACGGUGCUGCCACGGCCUCCAAUUUGGCCAAUUCUCAGGAUUUGGCACCCAACUAUGCGGGCACGCUGUAUGGAAUCAUCAAUUGCAUUGGCACCACUCCGGGAAUCUUCUCUCCCCUGAUUGUGGCCGCUUUCACGAAAAACGAGAACACCAUCGAUCAAUGGCACUGGGUCUUCAUAAUUGGAGCCGCUGCCUAUAUAUUGCCUGCGCUGUUUUUCUGGGUCUUCGGUUCGGGCAAGAUCCAGAAAUGGAACGAGGUUCAAACCACCGAGUCGCGCGAGGAUAUUGUCAACACAAAGUUGUAGUUUGUGCCCUGGCAAUCAUCUGUGAUGUUGUAUUCUUAGUAUUAUGCCAUAACUACGAUGUGUACUUGUUUAUAGAGAGUCCUAUUAAAGCUUUAGCUGUGUAUUUAUUAUUAA
This is a messenger RNA of Drosophila eugracilis, 1632 nucleotides long. RefSeq names its product sialin. Gene Ontology annotation, cellular component: plasma membrane. Gene Ontology annotation, biological process: monoatomic anion transport; transmembrane transport. Gene Ontology annotation, molecular function: transmembrane transporter activity. The record is from RefSeq and is a predicted model, not a curated record. The transcript is spliced from 7 exons. The coding region runs from base 121 to 1518 and encodes 465 amino acids. Lineage: Eukaryota; Metazoa; Arthropoda; Insecta; Diptera; Drosophilidae.